Messenger RNA from Rhineura floridana, 2149 nucleotides. RefSeq names its product serum amyloid P-component-like. The transcript is spliced from 2 exons. Bases 168 to 845 code for a protein of 225 amino acids. NCBI's taxonomy places the organism in Eukaryota, Metazoa, Chordata, Lepidosauria, Squamata, Rhineuridae. Gene Ontology annotation, molecular function: complement component C1q complex binding. Gene Ontology annotation, biological process: innate immune response. The record is from RefSeq and is a predicted model, not a curated record.
AAGAAGCAGCUUAUUCAGCCGCUGUGCAGAGCUGAUAUCAGAGGCUGCUGCUGGUACUCAGAGUCUUCGUCUUUCGAAAGGCAGCAAAGAGGAGACUGACGUUUUGGUGCCUGGUACGCCUUGCCUCCUUGAUCUCUCAUUGCGGCUUUGCCUUUGUGGUGGUCAAGAUGAAGAAGACAAGCCUCUGGCCUCUUGCGCUCCUCAGCCUCUCGGGAACUCUGGCACAGACAAGCUUGGACGGGAAAGUGUUCGUGUUCCCAAAGGCUUCAGUGGAUUCCUACGUUCUCCUGAAGCCCACCCUGGAGGAGCCGCUGCAGAACUUUACCGUGUGCCUCAGUUUCUUCACUGACUUGACCCGCCAAUUCUCCCUCUUCUCUGCCUCUUCUAGGCAACACGACAACGAGAUCCUCCUCCUCAGACUCCCAGACGAAUUUUACAUCUAUGUGGGUGGUGAAACUCUCACUUACAAGGUGCCCAGCCUCACAGAGAAGAUUAGAAGCCUCCACUGGGAAACUGCAUGCGCGACGUGGGAAUCGGCGACUGGGAUCGUUCAGCUUUGGCUGGGUGGGCAGCCCUUGCCGCGCAAAGGAGUUGCCAAAGGCUACAGGGUGAAGACGGAUCUGGUGGUGAUGCUGGGGCAGGAUCAGGACUCCUACGGUGGCUCGCUUGAUGCCGGACAGUCCUUUGUUGGGGAAAUGGCCGAUGUGUAUAUGUGGGACAGUGUGUUGCCUCCAGAGCAGCUGAGGCGGUUCCAGAAGGACACGAUUCCUACGCCUUUAGUGGACUGGGCCGCUCUGAAGUUUGAAAUUAAAGGCUACGUGGUGAUGGAGCCCACCUUAUAUUAGGGCAGGAGUGGCAAACCUUUCACAGCCCGAGGUCCACAUUUCCUUCUGGGGGGCCACGUGCCAUUGGUGGCUGGGGCCAGAGGCAGAAGUGAAAGGAGCGAUGAAGGUAUAUGUUACCUUUGUCCCAUAAGUUAGUUUCUACACACACUCACACAUAAUAAUAAUAUAAUAAAAAAAAUAAUAAAAUUUUAUUUCUGGGUUGCCUAUCUGGCCGGGUCACUCUUCUCUAUCUUCAUCCAGACAACAAGAUGCAUCAUCAGAGUUCAAGAACGCAUCCCAAGCCAGACAGAAACACUGUGCAUGCAAUACAGUAGGAUGGUGUUAGGUGUGGCCUAGGGAGAGGGGAUGUGGUGUGGGGAGGGUUCUAAGGCCAGAUAGAGUGGCCUGGAGGGCAACAUCUGUCCCACUGGCUCAAGGUUCUCCGGCCCCAUAUAAAGGCCUGAAAACUAAGAGUGGGCAGGUGGGACAUUCUUCAUGAGCGAUGGCAUGUUAGAGACAUGCAAACAGAAUUUGGGCUAGCCAGCUGUGCAUGACCCAAAGAGCGAAGGAAUAUCUUGCCCAGAAUUCACAAAACAGGGGUGGGUGGUUAAGCCUGUGGUAGUCACUAGAAACAGGCUCACACAUGGUCAGUGUGCUGUUUCUGGCUUGCUGGGAGUUAGCUAUAAUAUGUUACUUUAGAUCAGGGACAGCCAAUGUGGUGUUCUUCAGGUAUAGCUGGUGUCGGGCUUCUAUCAGCCCCAGAGAGCAGAGCCAUUGAUCAGGGAUGAUGGAAGUUAAGUCCAACAACAUCUGGAGAGCAUCACAUUGGCUACCCCUGGUUUAGAUCAUCCCACAUCCCUGCUGUAUCUGAUACUCUUCUUGAUGAUGGUGCGAUUAUAGUUUAGUGGCCUCUAGUAUAUAUUUUUUUUCCUUUUUCUUGCUGUGGUUCUAAUUCUGCGCCUGGUUGCCUCAAGAUUGCUUAUUUCUUUUGUGCAUUUUUAUGGAAAAGUAGAGAAUUUUGUAAAAUGUUAUGGCUGCGAUAGGGAUGGAAUCCUCUUUUUGGCAUUGAUCCGAUUGCAUUCCACUAAACUGGCAGGGCGUUAUGUUCCGUAUUUGAGUCUUUUCUGAUGUCUUCUACUCUUAUCAGUUUGAUUCCCCCCCCGCCCCGCCGGCAGACAAAACUAACAUGGUUAAUGUUAUUUUUAAAGUUUCUGCAGUGUCAGAGACAGCAGCUGAAAGAACAAAAACCGCCCAGACAGCUUCAGCUAUGGGGCACUAUACAAAUGUAAUAAAUAAACAAACAUAAAUAAAUAAAUAAGAACACA